CCCGUCCAAAACCAAAAGAGCUAGCAGAAGAAGCCAAGCUAGCCAUGGCCGGUGAAGCGGCCGGCGUCGUCGGGGCCGGCGAGUGGCCCUUCUCGGCCGACGCGUACGCCGACUCGUCGGCGAUUUUCGCGGAGCUCGGGUGCUGGGCCGCCGGGCUCGACGACGGCGCCGGCGGUGAGCUGCUGCUGCCGCUGCCGCCGCCGCUGGAUCCGCCGGAGGACAAGGACGACAUCCUGCUGCAGCCGCCGUCGUUGUCGGAGCCGGCCGGGUCGAUGGUGUCGGUGGACGGCGGCGCGUCGUCCAGCUCCACCGACGACGGGAAGCCGGCGGCAGCCGCGACGGAGGCAGCGAGCAAGCCGGCGCCGGGGAAGACGAUGACGACGACCAGCAAUAGCAAUAAUAAUAAAUCAUCGACGGGGCAGAAUAAGAAGCGUGCGCGGCAGCCGCGGUUCGCGUUCAUGACCAAGAGCGACGUCGACCACCUCGAGGACGGGUACCGCUGGCGCAAGUACGGCCAGAAGGCCGUCAAGAACAGCCCAUUCCCAAGGAGCUACUACCGGUGCACCAACAGCAAGUGCGCGGUGAAGAAGCGCGUCGAGCGCUCCUCCGACGACCCCUCCGUCGUCAUCACCACCUACGAGGGCCAGCACUGCCACCACACCGUCACCUUCCCGCGCGCCGCCCUCGCCGCCGGACACAUGGCAGCCUUCGAAUUCUCCACCGCCGCCGCCGCGCACCACCACCUCUACGACCACCGCCUUCCGCCGCUGCAGCUCCCCACCGCCGCCGUUCUCAAUAACAACAAUGACCACCCGCUUGCCUGCAGGCCGGCGGCGUCGGCAGCCAUGUCCCCUUCCUCGCUGCUGCUGCAACACUGCAACCAGGACCUGCUGGCGACACCCUGCUACGACCCUACCACUACUUUGUCAUCUGCGAUGACGAUGCCAGCAUUGGCUUCCGUCGUCGUAUCAACGCCCAAGUCGUCGUCGCCGACGACGGCAGAAUCGCCGGCUAGUGCUCCGGUGGCAGUUGACAAUGGGCUUCUUGAUGACAUGGUGCCGCCGGCAAUGAGGCAUGGAUGAUUUUAUAGGCUGCAUGCAUUCAGUAGCUGAUUUCUCGGUGAAUUAGUAUACUACAGUUAAGCAUCUGAUUGGUUAUACUAGUUACUUAUAUAUUGGGCGGCAGAGAUAAGAAGUAAUUGUUACAUAUAUACACAUAUAUGUAUGGUCAAUCGUCGGCAGCCUUGGAUAAAAUAUUAGUUGCACAAGGCCAGUUGCUAUUUGAACAGUACUGAUUGAUUAUGAAUUCAUCAGUUAAACAAUGGCGUAGGAAUUCAUAUUGUCACAAUAAACUUGUGUGUUUAUGCUAAUUCUAGUUUGUGUUAAUGUAAUCAUAAGGAAGUGAGCUUAGCUCAACCGGUUAGAGUGGUAGGUGUGCUUGUGCACUCUAACCACCCAAGUUCAAGCCCCCUAGCUCAAAUUUGGGUGUCUAUUUCUUCUUCUUAAUGAAAAAUCACCUAGCUCCUUCUAGGUUUAUCUAA
Messenger RNA from Setaria italica (foxtail millet), 1540 nucleotides. RefSeq names its product probable WRKY transcription factor 32. NCBI's taxonomy places the organism in Eukaryota, Viridiplantae, Streptophyta, Magnoliopsida, Poales, Poaceae. Gene Ontology annotation, molecular function: sequence-specific DNA binding; DNA-binding transcription factor activity. The transcript has 2 exons. Gene Ontology annotation, biological process: regulation of DNA-templated transcription. The record is from RefSeq and is a predicted model, not a curated record. Bases 45 to 1082 code for a protein of 345 amino acids.